Musca vetustissima is the source of this 623-nucleotide messenger RNA. It is a transcript of the gene mRpS11, whose product is annotated as small ribosomal subunit protein uS11. Gene Ontology annotation, cellular component: ribosome; mitochondrial small ribosomal subunit. The transcript is spliced from 5 exons. NCBI's taxonomy places the organism in Eukaryota, Metazoa, Arthropoda, Insecta, Diptera, Muscidae. The record is from RefSeq and is a predicted model, not a curated record. The coding region runs from base 17 to 622 and encodes 201 amino acids. Gene Ontology annotation, biological process: maturation of SSU-rRNA from tricistronic rRNA transcript (SSU-rRNA, 5.8S rRNA, LSU-rRNA); ribosomal small subunit assembly; translation. Gene Ontology annotation, molecular function: small ribosomal subunit rRNA binding; structural constituent of ribosome; mRNA 5'-UTR binding.
CAAUUCCUGAGUGAAAAUGUCUUUGAAAACUAUAUACUCGGCUCUGCUCAAACCCGCCAAUCGUUCACUGGUACAACAGCAAUGGACAAAGGCCUUGCACAGUUCUGCUGUCCUCAUGAAGGCUGAAGAUCGUAAACAAAUGCUUGCAUCAAUGCCAGGUCGUGAUGAGGGUACAACCGGUGAAAAGUCCAUUGAUAUUGAUACCUUGUUUGGAAAAAAGGAGAAAUUUUUUCCCGAUGCCAGUACCUCAACUCAGCUGUUCAAUGGCCUGCCAUUCAAUGAAAUACCAAUAGCGCAUAUUCGUGUAUCAUCCAAUAAUACCAUUAUUGUAUUUACAGAUAGUAAAGGCGUACCACGUUUAACACAUUCCUGCGGUUGUGAGGGCUUUAAAAACACCCGUAAAGGUACCAAUAUUGCUGCGCAGGCCACAGCUAUUACUGUUGGCGGGAAAGCCCUUGAAUUAGGCUGGAAAAAUAUCCGUGUCAAGGUUCGUGGAUUGGGACCCGGCAGAAUGUCGGCCAUUAAAGGUCUACAGAUGAGUGGACUUAACAUUGUAUCGAUAACCGAUAAUACACCAGUUUCAUGGAAUCCACCACGACCACGCAAACAAAGAAGUUUGUAAG